GUUCUUCUAGAAACAAGUAGACGCCACCGAAGCAUCUAGAACAGAGCACGCUGGCCACAAGAAGAAGAAAAGAGGAAGAAGAAUUCUUCCCGUCGAAAGCCGGUGAGGGAGAAGACAAGAGGAGUGUGAGGCGUCGGCCGAUCUGGUGCAGAGAGGAGGGGAUCGCCGGAGAAGAGGAGCAGAGAUGUUCCUGGUGGACUGGUUCUACGGGGUGCUGGCGUCGCUGGGGCUGUGGCAGAAGGAGGCCAAGAUUCUCUUCCUCGGCCUCGACAACGCCGGCAAGACCACCCUUCUCCACAUGCUCAAGGACGAGAGGCUCGUGCAGCACCAACCGACGCAGUACCCGACGUCGGAGGAGCUGAGCAUCGGCAGGAUCAAGUUCAAGGCCUUCGACCUCGGCGGCCACCAGAUCGCCCGCCGCGUCUGGAAGGACUACUACGCCAAGGUUGAUGCUGUUGUUUACCUGGUGGAUGCUGUUGACAAGGAACGGUUUGCAGAGUCAAAGAAGGAGCUUGAUGCUCUUCUUGCAGAUGACUCCCUUGCAAAAGUUCCUUUCCUCAUACUGGGCAACAAGAUUGACAUCCCAUACGCAGCUUCAGAGGAGGAGCUGCGGUACUACCUUGGACUGAGCAACUUCACCACCGGAAAGGGCAACGUGAACUUAGAUAAUUCCAACGUGCGGCCCCUGGAGAUCUUCAUGUGCAGCGUGGUCCGUAAGAUGGGCUACGGCGAAGGCUUCAAAUGGAUGUCCCAGUACAUCAAGUGAAAGCGCCUUCCUCCUUGUCCAUAGUGCCGCUCCCGCUGCUCUCAGGGAUGGUUGUAAUCAGGUCUGGUUAAAGUGUUUACCCUAGCUAGCGAUAGGGAAAGCCUGUAAGUUGUGGUAGUCCUAGGUACGUGGGGUCUAUUUUCUUUUCUGAUUGUUAGCCGGUGAUGGUUUAAAUUUUUCAAAAGAUGUGGUCGCUGGAAUUGCUUCGAGGCAACGGGAAGUAUUUCAGCUUGUGUAAUCACGUUACUUGGAUCAGCGUCAUGCUUGCUGGCAACUUGGUCUCAGCGUUGGAUUUUGUCGCC
Molecule: messenger RNA, 1068 nt
Organism: Phragmites australis (common reed)
Lineage: Eukaryota; Viridiplantae; Streptophyta; Magnoliopsida; Poales; Poaceae
Product: GTP-binding protein SAR1A-like
Exons: 3
Coding region: 185-766 (193 amino acids)
Biological process (GO): membrane organization; intracellular protein transport; endoplasmic reticulum to Golgi vesicle-mediated transport
Cellular component (GO): COPII vesicle coat; endoplasmic reticulum exit site
Molecular function (GO): GTP binding; GTPase activity
Source: RefSeq, a predicted model, not a curated record